UUUAACACAUCACAAACACAUGACAUUGUAACAUAAGGACAGUGUAUGUUUUAUUUUGUAUCUAUUUUUUUUUUUUAUCCUUUUUUUAUGCUUUUAUUUUGGGAGAACAUUGACAUCGGCUCUCUAGUCGUGGUCAUUGCUUGAAGCUGCUGAUUUCACACUGCUGAGAUCAUUCAGCAGAGAUGAGUGGUCCAGUGGCUCCUGCAGAAAGUGCACCUGUAGCAGUGUGGAUUGCAUUGAAGAGGCUUGACCUUAAUGAUGACCGAGUUAUAGCUCUGAGAGAAGUACAUAUUCCCAGAGGGACCAAAAUAACCACAGUGAGACAGAUUGUGGCUCAUUCUUUUAGACUGGAUGUUGAUCAAGUCACCUUUAAGGUUUUAACUAUUAUACGAAACAAUCAGGGCUUUUUGAUCCCUUUGAACGGCUGCAUACCUUUGAACGCCAAACAAAUGCCUCAUGUCUUGGAGGUGUCCAAGUAUUAUCAACAUGUUAAUGCAAACCCCAGAAACAUUGCAAUGACUGUGAUAAAUAAAAGCCUGAAGUCCAGACUACAAAGUAUUGUAAGAAGGAUUGAAAGACUGGAAGAUCUCCUACCUCAAAUCAAGCAGAAGCAGAAUGAGCAGAUGAUCAAGGACAUUGAACUUUUGAACCAAAAGCUGAAAUUCCUACAUAAAAGAAUGCAGAUGGCAGAGUCAUACUGCUGGGAGGGAAUGUUUAAACGAGCACCACUCUGGUGAUCAAUUUGUUUUCUGUACUCCAAUCCAAGCUCCCUCUGGUUGGAUGUUUUUCAAACAAUUCAAGUCUGUGCUCAAAAUGAUUUACCUAGUAAAAUAUUACUAUAAACGGUUAACAAGCAUUAGGGUUUUUAGGCUUUUCAAAAUUAGGCCCUUUUGUUACCUCAAAUAAACCGAUCAGGCAGAA
Silurus meridionalis is the source of this 921-nucleotide messenger RNA. RefSeq lists its product as uncharacterized. The coding region runs from base 183 to 737 and encodes 184 amino acids. The record is from RefSeq and is a predicted model, not a curated record. The transcript has 9 exons. NCBI's taxonomy places the organism in Eukaryota, Metazoa, Chordata, Actinopteri, Siluriformes, Siluridae.